Molecule: messenger RNA, 757 nt
Organism: Saccoglossus kowalevskii
Lineage: Eukaryota; Metazoa; Hemichordata; Enteropneusta; Harrimaniidae
Product: frataxin, mitochondrial-like
Biological process (GO): iron incorporation into metallo-sulfur cluster; intracellular iron ion homeostasis
Cellular component (GO): mitochondrion
Molecular function (GO): iron chaperone activity; ferroxidase activity; ferrous iron binding
Source: RefSeq, a predicted model, not a curated record
AUUUUUAUUACAAAGCUGGAUAUUUUUGGUUUAUGACCACUGUGGUUGAAGUAAUAUGGCCACUCUCGCCAGGAGCGUGUGUAUGUUGACAUCUACACGCCACCAAAUCAGACAUAAGAUAAACAAGUGGAGUUCAGUCAGCUGGGGGACUUGUUUUGAUCGCAAUGACUGCGUCCCGCAACAAGUGUGCCCCGCCCCCUUUCAGAACAAAACACAUUCGUUCAGUACAGACACCAUUUACCAACCUACUAGAUGUAUACGAAGUGGGACGUCAUGGAUAGGGACAGUGUAUCUCCCGAACAGAGAAAUUUACAUUAACAUGGCAGUGGUUUCCCGGAAUGCGUUUUCAACGUCACAUCAUGCAAAUGGGCCGCUCACUGAUAUGAUGUAUGAACAAAUUGCUGAUAAAACUCUGGAUAUUCUUGCUGAAUAUUUUGAAACUCUUGGUGAUGUUGAACAAGUGUCUGAGGAAUAUGAUGUCAUGUUUUCUUCUGGUGUGUUGACAGUUAUUGUUGGAGGAAAUACUGGCACAUAUGUUAUCAACAAACAAACUCCUAACAAACAGAUAUGGUUAUCAUCACCAUCAAGUGGUCCCAAAAGAUAUGACUAUAUAAAUGGACGAUGGAUUUAUAAACAUAGUGGGGAGGCAUUACAUGAUUUACUUUCUCUUGAAUUCUCAGCAAUACUGAAUAGAAAUAUUGACUUCUCACACCUUGAAACUAAAGAGAUAGAUGACUCACAUAGCGACAACAAUUGA